This is a messenger RNA of Thermochaetoides thermophila DSM 1495, 669 nucleotides long. Its product is annotated as dehydrogenase-like protein. Gene Ontology annotation, biological process: D-sorbitol catabolic process. The record is from RefSeq and is a predicted model, not a curated record. Bases 1 to 669 code for a protein of 222 amino acids. Lineage: Eukaryota; Fungi; Ascomycota; Sordariomycetes; Sordariales; Chaetomiaceae. Gene Ontology annotation, molecular function: L-iditol 2-dehydrogenase (NAD+) activity. The transcript has 4 exons.
AUGCGCUUCAAAAGUUCAGCCAAGGCCUAUCCUCAUGCUCAGGGCACACUGCAGGAUGAAAUCGUGCACCCCGCAAAAUGGUGCCAUAAGCUCCCGCCUAAUGUCUCUCUUGAACUUGGAGCACUAGUCGAGCCCCUGUCUGUGGCUCUUCAUGCUUCAGAAAGGGCGGGCCUUUCACCUGGUUCAACAGUCCUUGUCUUUGGUGCUGGAACUGUGGGCCUACUUUGUGCAGCCAUCACCAAGGUUUUGGUCCCCAGCUCUAGUGUAGUCAUUGCCGACAUACAAGAAGAUCGGGUUAAAUUCGCUGUUAAGAAUGGUUUUGCGGAUGCCUUCGUUGUCGUGCCCAUGAAGCGGCCUACAACGGUCGAGGAUAAGCUGGCUUUUGCCAAAGAGAUGGCUGAAUCGGUGAAGGCCAUCAUUCUCCCCGGAGAAGACAAGCCUCUUGGUGAAGUAUCCGCAACCUACGAGUGCACUGGCGGUGAAAUAUGUUUGCAGGCCUCUAUCUACUCUACAGCUCCUGGCGGCCGGAUCAUGAUUAUCGGAAUGGGCACUCCGAUCCAGACGCUUCCCAUCUCAGCAGCUGCUCUCCGUGAAGUUGACUUGAUUGGUGUAUUCAGGGUUAAGGACGAUCAAGGCAACCUAGUCCUCAAAGUGAUGGUGAACAUGUGA